Molecule: messenger RNA, 1005 nt
Organism: Thecamonas trahens ATCC 50062
Lineage: Eukaryota; Apusomonadida; Apusomonadidae
Exons: 2
Coding region: 1-1005 (334 amino acids)
Biological process (GO): negative regulation of delayed rectifier potassium channel activity; neuronal action potential
Cellular component (GO): membrane; axon initial segment; synapse
Molecular function (GO): transmembrane transporter binding
Source: RefSeq, a predicted model, not a curated record
AUGGACAUCACGGGCCUCCCGAGCGAGCUUAUCAAUGUCAUUGCCUUCUCGGGUAGCCUCUCGGCGCUCGACGUGACGCGGCUGAAACAGAGCUGCACAACGCUCUACCGCGCACUCUCCGGCACCUUUGCUGACGACAUGCACCCGCGGCUCGCGCUCGAAGCUGGCGGCGAUGCCUCCUGGGACAUCACACGGGCUCUCUGCGGCGCGGAUGCGCUUGCCCGCGGCGCGAGCGGCAGCCCGUGUCGCGCCGACUGGAUGGCUGCCAUCCGCGUGCUGCUAGCCCGGGCCGACGUCGUUCUGCAUGCGCGAUGGACCGAUGCGCUCGCUUGCGCUGCCUUUGCUGGCGAUCCGGAACUUGUGGCGAUCCUCCUUGCCGACGAUCGCAUUGAUCCGACGGCAAACGGAUCAAGCGCAGUCCGCGGCGCGGCCAAGGCCGGCAACGUCGAGGUGCUUGCCAUGCUGCUCGCCGAUGGCAGGCUCGAUCCAGACAACACCGAAGAUGACGCGCCGGCGCUCACCAUAGCUUGCCUCUUCUGCAGCAAUCUCGAGGUGAUUUACAUGCUCCUUGCCGAUGAUCGGGUCAACCCUGAGAGAAAUGACAACUCCGCCAUUCGCGCAGCGGCAGAAAAGGGUCGCACCGACGUGGUCCGCCUUCUGCUCGCUGAUGCCCGCGUCGAUCCCAGUGAUGAAGGCAACGAGGCCAUCGGCAUGGCUUGCAUGCGUGGCUUUGCUACUACCGUCGACGCGCUCCUUGCUGACCCGCGGGUCGAUCCGUUCGAUGGCACGUUUGCGCUCCAGAUGGCAGCAAGGAGCGGUCACGCCGACGUGGUGAGGCAGUUGAUUGCCGACCCACGGUUUGCGGCGAUAGGAGACGCCCAACUCGAAGAAGUGUGCUCUCUCACUACGCUGGCCGGCCACCACGACAUUGCCCGCGAUAUUCUCCGUGCCGCCGGCACCGCCCGUAGCCUCACCCCCGCCGAUCGUCCAGGCCCGGGAUUGUAA